Molecule: messenger RNA, 387 nt
Organism: Triticum aestivum (bread wheat)
Lineage: Eukaryota; Viridiplantae; Streptophyta; Magnoliopsida; Poales; Poaceae
Exons: 2
Coding region: 1-387 (128 amino acids)
Source: RefSeq, a predicted model, not a curated record
AUGGUCCGGAUUAAGCGUGCCAGCAGAUUCCAUACCGUACUGGGCAACAUCUUCUCCCUCUGCGCUGCGCACAUCGGGCCCCAGGGCAAUGGGCCGUGGUGGCGGCACAGGUGGCAACUCCACCACACCGACUCUGCCGGCUACGCGGAGACAGUGCUGCACUGCCUACACUCCAUGGAGUCGCACGGCCAUGCGGCCAUCAGUGUCUUCCACGUCAUGCUCAGGCUGGCAUCGGCGCGAGCAGUGGCCCACGCCUGGGCACCCGUGGCCGAGCGGCUCCUGCACUGCGUGAUCAACGAUCUGGCCAUGACGAAGGCCGCUGUGGAGCGGAUGCGCCCCACGAUUGUCGCCCAGUUCUUCGACGCCUCGAUGGUUCUGCAUGGCUGA